Messenger RNA from Pangasianodon hypophthalmus (striped catfish), 2970 nucleotides. RefSeq names its product EF-hand domain (C-terminal) containing 1 (gene efhc1). Gene Ontology annotation, molecular function: alpha-tubulin binding. The coding region runs from base 911 to 2584 and encodes 557 amino acids. Gene Ontology annotation, biological process: mitotic spindle organization; cilium-dependent cell motility; mitotic cytokinesis. The transcript has 10 exons. Gene Ontology annotation, cellular component: axoneme; mitotic spindle. NCBI's taxonomy places the organism in Eukaryota, Metazoa, Chordata, Actinopteri, Siluriformes, Pangasiidae. The record is from RefSeq and is a predicted model, not a curated record.
UGUAAUAAAUUAAAAAUCCAUUUAAAAAACAUUUAAAACUGGAAUCAGUGGUUUAUUCAGUGUUGCUGUUUCUCAAUAUUGACGAAACCUGUUACUGUUCAGUUAGGAGUCAAUUCUAAGUGUAAUUUUAGUCGUAUUUAGACUUUUUUUUUUUUUUUAGUAUUUUACCAACACAUCUGAGCUAACUGUUGAUAUUCAACAGUUUUGUCUUAUGUCCACUGUCUCUACGUUGUUACAUUUUCCUAUAAAGGUAAAUAUGUACUAGCUAGCAAAACAGCGGACGGUAGGUGCCGCAUUAGCCGGUGUUGCUAGCCUCAGUGGAAAGGGACGGAUUUUAAAUUGUAACUCGAUGCGAGACUGAAGACAUCCGGGAAAUAAACUAACUCGCUUUAAGUUUUCAGAAGCAACCCUACUAUCAAAAGCAUGACUUUGUUACUUAUAUAGGUCAUAAAUUUCUGUGUGGUUUAAAUAAAUAAUAUAUAUGCACUGUAAAUAUUUUCACUGAGCUUAAAAUUAAAAAGUGAUCGUGUAGUCAACUAGAGCAGACACUUUGUUAAAACUUUACACCUGUUAAAAACGACUCAUUCUUUUUUUAUUAUUAUUAUUUUUAGAGCAAAUUGAAAUCGAUGCGCUCGAAUUGAAAAGGUGACCCAUCCAAAAUGGCGUCGCCGUUAACAUGUCUGGUUUUGUCGAACGUACGCAUUCUCUAUUUCCGUUUGACCGCACAGAUAGGUUUACAUUCACCAUGGAAACCGCUACUAUGGCUACCGCGGGUGACACAGACACUAGCUAAGAUAGGUUAGCGUGGAUAAAAGGUCUCAGGGGAUUUUUUAAAUUUUAAGAGUAACUGGAGCGAAAGUGACAUAUUAAAAGUAUUUACAUGAAUUUUUUAAAAGAUUAGAAGUGUAUAAUGUCUGUGAAUACAGCGCGCGAGCUUCCGUUCCUGCCAGGAAACACAUUCCGGGACACAACGAAGUCGGCCUUCCACAGAGCGCAGACUUUAUCCUAUAAGAAUGGCUACGCGCUACCCAUCCGGCCCAAAGUGGGGAUCGGACAGCAGCCUUUAACCUCAGAAAACCUCCUCCAUAACGAGAUGAACCAGCUCUCCAUCCAGACAUCCAUCACCUCACGCGACACGUCCACACGCACUCCUCCAAGCGACUUCAUCCCGGCCCACGUCGCCUACGACAAGAAGGUUCUGCGUUUCUAUGGCUACUACCAGCAGGAGGUGCUGGACUCGCCGGAGGAGCGGUGGCGCGUGCGUCCCGUCGUGUUCUAUUACUACCUGGAGGACGACAGCAUGUGCGUGAUGGAGCCGGAGGUGGAAAACUCGGGAAUGCCGCAGGGGAAACUGCUCAAACGCCAGCGGCUGCCCAAGAACGAGCGCGGAGAACACUACCACUGGAAAGACCUGAACCUCGCUGCGGACCUGCGCGUGUACGGCACCGUGUACAGAAUCACACACUGCGACGCCUGCACACAGGAGUUCAUGGAGAGUCAGGGGAUAGCCCUGAACGACCCAGAACCGACCCCCAGUGACCCCUACACGACCCGCCGAGCUCAGCCCGAACGCACUUUCAUUACAGCAUCAGAAUAUGACCACCUCAAACAGUUCCUCACUAUGGACCGCAAGGUGCUGCGGUUCUUCGCUCUGUUGGAUGACUCAGACUCUCUGUACGGUGAGAAGAGGCCUGUAACCAUACAGUAUUAUCUGGUGGAUGAUUCAGUGGAGAUGCGCGAGAUUCGGGAGCCCAACAGCGGCAGAGACUCGUUUCCCCUGCUGCUGCGGAGACAGAGGAUUCAUAAAGACAUCAAACCAGCCUGCCAGCCGUUCCCUAGCUGUGUUCUGGAAGUGUCUCCACAUGAGGUUGACGAGUAUUACUCUCCAAAGGACUUCCGGGUCGGGGAGAAACUGAAGCUUAUGGGAAAGCACUUCCUGCUGUAUGACUGUGACGAGUUCACCCGGAAGUACUAUGAGCAGCAUCACCCUGACAUCCUGCUCAAGCCCCUCCCACUGGAGAAAAGGCCUGAGCAAGUGUGCAAGAGGGUGAUCCCACCAUACAACGGCUUCGGGUUGCUUGAGGACUCUCUCCAAAACUGUCUGACUUUGAUUCCUAAGCCUCCCAAGAAAGACCUGAUAAAACUGCUGGAAAAUGACCACAAAGUGCUCCGCUACGCUGCCAGGCUGGACUCCCAGAAUCCUCAGGACGAGGGCCGUCGCUUCAUCCUCUACUACUUCCUGUCUAACAACAUGAUCAGCAUCUUCGAGAAGUCCACGCGCAACUCAGGCAUCAUCGGAGGAAGAUUCCUGGAGAAGACGCGCAUUCCCAAACCGGGAAGCACGGUGGAAAACCCGGAGUACUACGGACCAGCUGAUUUUGCCAUAGGAGCCACGGUGGAGGUGUUUGGAUGGCGGUUCGUUCUGACGGACGCUGAUCAGUACGUACUCGAUCACCUCGAAUCGGUGGCAGAACAGGAGCGAAUCCCGGAGCAGACCCUCUCCUCACUCCGCCGAGCUCUGGGGAAGAACGAGGCCUCGAGCCUGAACCCACCCUCAGAUACAGAGCUUACACACUCACCCUGAAGACCGCAACUACGGCGUGGACACGUCUUUGAUCUUUUUCAAAGUAUUUACCCUCCUGCAUUAUCAACUUUUCUGUGUUCUGACAAGAUGAUCUCCAGUAUUGCAAUUUUCAUACCUGUGCGAGCCAAAUACGCAUUCUUCCCUACAGUCAUUAUUAAACGAAACGCGCAUUGCCUUCUUUACACACUUACAGUACAAUGACAUGCAUGCACACACAAGCUAACACACACACCAAGAAAAUAAAGUGCAAGCACACACACACACACACACACACACAGACACUAUCACACACUAUCUACCACACUACACUCUUCAGUUUUAACUCUUUAGCGACAGAACUAUUCCUGUAGUAUAUUCCUGUGGAAAUAAAGCCACUAUGCUUGUGA